Rhodamnia argentea is the source of this 2192-nucleotide messenger RNA. Its product is annotated as protein DETOXIFICATION 43. NCBI's taxonomy places the organism in Eukaryota, Viridiplantae, Streptophyta, Magnoliopsida, Myrtales, Myrtaceae. Gene Ontology annotation, cellular component: membrane. Bases 176 to 1852 code for a protein of 558 amino acids. The transcript has 14 exons. Gene Ontology annotation, molecular function: xenobiotic transmembrane transporter activity; antiporter activity; citrate transmembrane transporter activity. The record is from RefSeq and is a predicted model, not a curated record. Gene Ontology annotation, biological process: transmembrane transport.
GGCAAAGGGUUUCUGCAUGAGAACCCAAAAGAAGUUGGUGGAAAGAAGUUUGCGUGUUCUCUCUCCAUCUCACACACACACAGAAAAAAAUCAGAAAGUUGCCAAAAGGCUGUUAGGUCCUCUGCUUUAGGACCAGCCAAGGACAAAUUGCCUCCCAUUUUGCAUUUAGUGUAGUAUGUCUGGGCCAAGUGACUUGAAUUCACUGGAAAAGAUGCCAGAAGACAGUUAUCGUCAUCUAUCUAAGAGCAAGUGGAGCAUGCCCUUCAUUGUUUUCUUCAGAGAUACAAGGCAUGUUUUCAAGAUGGAUGCGCUUGGCUUAGAGAUACUAAGGAUUGCAUUUCCUGCAGCCUUGGCUUUAGCCGCCGAUCCAGUUGCUUCCUUAAUUGACACGGCAUUUAUUGGCCGCUUAGGUCCGGUGGAAAUUGCUGCUGUCGGAGUUUCAAUCGCUAUAUUUAACCAAGCUUCAAGGAUUACCAUAUUUCCCCUGGUCAGUAUAACAACAUCUUUUGUUGCCGAGGAGGAAACUCUCGGAAGAGCUAGUAAUGAAUCCGCAACAGGUGAGGAACCAGAAAAAGGUCGUAUCAAAAUCAGUGAGAUGAAAGGAGUGAUUACAGAAGAUGUUGUGCUUGAGAACCUUGGAAAAGGUUCAGCGACAAAGAGUGAAAAUAAAGAGCUUAGGCAAGAAACCGAUUUGAUCCCAAGUAUUAGUAACUCUCCAUCUGGCACUGAUAGCAACGCGGACAAAUUCAAGUCGUGCAAGGAGAGGAGACAUAUUCCUUCUGCUUCAACAGCAUUAGUUAUUGGUGGUAUUCUUGGUCUUUUGCAAACUUUGUUCCUUAUACUGGGAGCAAAAACUCUCCUGGGUUUCAUGGGUGUCAAAUCUAAUUCUCCCAUGCUGGCUCCCGCGCAAAAGUACUUGACAUUGAGAUCACUUGGCGCUCCCGCAGUUCUUCUCUCUUUGGCCAUGCAAGGGGUCUUUCGAGGAUUUAAGGAUACUAAAACUCCUCUUUAUGCCACAGUUUUAGGAGAUGGUGCAAAUAUCAUUUUGGAUCCCAUACUUAUCUUCGCCUGCCACAUGGGAGUUAGUGGUGCAGCCAUAGCACAUGUUCUUUCUCAGUACUUGAUAGCAAUAAUUCUCUUAUGGAGGCUGAUGAAACAAGUUGAACUCUUACCUCCCAGCAUCAAAGAGUUGCAAUUUCAUCGAUUCUUGAAAAAUGGUGUUCUACUGUUGGCGAGAGUGAUAGCUGUUACAUUCUGUGUUACAUUAGCCGCAUCAAUGGCGGCAAGGCUUGGUUCAACACCCAUGGCUGCAUUCCAGAUAUGUCUACAGGUUUGGAUGACAUCAUCACUCCUGGCUGAUGGUUUGGCUGUCGCUGGACAGGCAAUAUUAGCCAGUGCAUUUGCUGAGAAAGAUUAUGGCAAGGCAACAGCUGCUGCAUCCAGGGUAUUACAGAUGGGUUUUGUCCUAGGCCUUGGGCUUGCUGUUGUGGUCGGGGUUGGUCUGCGAUUUGGAUCCGGUGUAUUUACAAAAGAUGUCAAUGUUCAACAAAUAAUUUUUGUUGGCCUUCCGUUUGUCGCAGCUACGCAGCCAAUCAACUCAUUAGCUUUUGUUUUCGAUGGUGUCAAUUUUGGAGCUUCAGAUUUUGCUUACUCUGCAUACUCCAUGGUUUUGGUGUCUAUUGUUAGCAUUGCUUCCUUGCUCCUUCUCUUUGGGAGCAACGGCUUUGUAGGAAUCUGGGUUGCCUUGACAAUUUAUAUGGGUCUUCGUACGUUUGCUGGUGUCUGGAGGAUGGGAACUGGAACUGGUCCUUGGAGAUUUCUGAGGGGUCAGCGGACGCCACAGGCUUCAUAAUUUUUUGCACAUGCAAUCCGGCAGCAUAGUUCUUGUUGCUAGUUUUUCCUCACUUCGUUUCUGUUUUAAGUGAGGGAAUAAGUUAUCUGUGUCAUGCAUGUUUCGUGCUUAUAUUAUGGUUGACCUGCUCAAUAAACCUGUUCGAAUGCUGCUCUACAUGUACAUCAGAGGGUAUAUAUAAGACUACGACUCUCUCUCUCAAAAAUGGUAAAGAGAAGUUCCCCUUCAGGAACAGAUAUCAAGCACUAGAACUUGUUCCUGUCAACAACCUGGCUAUGUUUGCCUGGACAACUUUGUUGGUUUCUUACAAUUCAAGCUCUCUCUGUCGAAGAUGUUUGGC